AUGGAUUCAAUUUCUGCACUGGCUGAGGUUACUGUAAGGGAUUCUGUUAUCUUUAAUAUCCCCUCCUACUGUUACAUUUCUAUUUCCAGUCUCAACUUGAAUGGCUCCCAGUAUCAAGGGAAGAUAUUCAGUGAGGAAUACAAAAUGCAGCAACUAAGAAGAAGUGUCUGUGUUAGACUCUGUUUGGGACUAAUUGUGCUCAUUAUAUUUAUCAGUAUGGCCUCAAAGGAUCUGAGAAAAAAGAUUUUGUUGAAAAGAGCCUUAUUAAUGUCUACAGAAUUACCUGUUGAAUCAUUUGAUCCUUCUGCCAUUGAUCUGACUGAAUUAGUCAGCCAAAUGAUAAACAGAACACUUGAAGGAGAUCAACAAUUCUUCUCUUUGCUGAGUGUCACUGCCCAUAGUUCUUUUGCACUUCAUAAAGUGUCAAUUCUCAUUUAUAACAUUUCUAGCUUCUGGAAAAUUGAUCCCUCUAUUUUCCCAAUGAGAUACUGCUACUGCUUAAACAACAGAACAAAUGACUUAACAGAUUUCACUGCCGUUGUAGUCGACUUUGUGGGGAAUACUACCAGCUUCUUCAAGGAGAUUUUUAAAUCUAGUUCCAUUCUCUAUGUGAGCAAAAAUGAGACAGAUUGCAUUUUCAUCUGUGUUAUGGCUGGUGUUCUGGAGAGAGAUAUGACCUCACUGUGGUUUACAGAAUCUCUACAUCCAAUUAUAAAUGAAACAUUCUACAACAGAAUAUCUACUACCACUGCAUCACCAACCACUUCUACAUUCAUCACCACAGUUAUAGAAGACCUCAGAAAGACGACAACCACAUUACAAACACAAUCUUCGACAGCAUCAACCCCUAAGUACGUACUUCAAUCUUCAAGCAUUACAGCCAGACCCUUGCAAUCACGCUGUGGAAGUAUUGCCAAGCAGAAAGAGGAGAAACCAACAACAGGCACUCAAAACAUGAAUCACUGUGUUCUGGAACUUUGCCGAUUCUUUCAAAGAUGUCUUUGUAAAAUUAUACGAAGGAGUCAAUCAAAGAGAUCUGCUGUAAGGAGAGGUGGCACAAGUUCCUUACAAAAUGCAGAUGAUAGGAGCGCAGCUGAAACUGCAGAUACAGUGGAAUGUAAAGAAUUAAACCUGCCACCUGACACUAUGUGA
Molecule: messenger RNA, 1152 nt
Organism: Stegostoma tigrinum
Lineage: Eukaryota; Metazoa; Chordata; Chondrichthyes; Orectolobiformes; Stegostomatidae
Product: HERV-H LTR-associating protein 1
Exons: 13
Coding region: 1-1152 (383 amino acids)
Source: RefSeq, a predicted model, not a curated record